This is a messenger RNA of Penicillium lagena, 390 nucleotides long. Its product is annotated as major facilitator superfamily domain-containing protein. The record is from RefSeq and is a predicted model, not a curated record. Gene Ontology annotation, biological process: transmembrane transport. NCBI's taxonomy places the organism in Eukaryota, Fungi, Ascomycota, Eurotiomycetes, Eurotiales, Aspergillaceae. The transcript has a single exon. Gene Ontology annotation, molecular function: transmembrane transporter activity. The coding region runs from base 1 to 390 and encodes 129 amino acids.
AUGUCAGCCCUGGCACGACCCAUGAAACAGCGCUUUGGCUCACCCAUCAUCUUCUUGCUGGCUCUCUUCGCGGCCAUUUCAUACGGUUACCUCUACCUCAUGUUCACGACCAUCACAUCCAUAUUUGAAAGCACCUAUGGCUUCUCGGCAGGCUUGAGUGGCUUGGCAUAUUUGGGCUUCGGCGUUGGUUCCCUGCUGAGUCUAGCUGUGGUCGGAAAAAUCGUCAACCACAUUGCGGUCACCCAUUCGGCUCGAGGCUGUUUCACUCCCGAAUCUCGUUUGCCGCCCAUGGUCUAUGGCUGCUGGGGCAUUCCAAUCCGCCUGUUCUGGUACGGAUGGUCUGUGCAAGCGCACACCCAUGGAUCGUCCCGAUCUUGGGGACAGGCGUAG